AUGGUAGAGUUUAAAACAGAGAAGAGAGACAAGAGACUUGUGACUACAGCGGAAAGUCAAUUUGCAUAUGGAAAUAGAAGCUCUCAAUUUCUAGUUCAACAACAAACGGAAGUUUUUCAGCAGCAACAGCAACAAAAUCAAUCAAACACUGAUAUCAAUAGUGGUGGUGAAUCUUAUCAAUAUAAUGGUGGAAUUGGAAACAAUUCCUUCUCUUCUGAGAAUGGAAGUGAACAUGGAAGCAGUGAAACCAGAAGACUCUCAACUCCGAUUGAAAUUGAACAACAUGAUACAACUAAUCGUCACGUGAUUAAAGGUAUUGGUAGUGCACAUCGCGCUCGCUCUCAAACUUUACCUUACCAAUCACCGCAACAAUUAACAGCAACACAUUUAGGUGAUAUGAAUUCGGCCCGAUAUACGGCCGCUCCUUAUACGACCACAACAUCCUCUUUGUAUUUCGAUCGUCGUACAAAUUCAAAUAUGCCGAUCCUACCGAAUUUGUCACCCUUUUCUAAUCACCCCAAAAUUGUUCAAUUGCCUCCACCAAUAGACGCCAGUGUAACCGAUAACACUUCCGAUGGAUGGAGGGGAGAUAUAAAUGAAACUCCACAACAGCAACCAGCUCCUCCACAACAAACAACUCCUGUUAGCUAUGAACGUGCAAACAUGCACCCCAAUAACAUCACUCCUGGCAUGCACCAGGCAACACCUGAUUACGGAAUGAUGACUCCUCGCUUUCCUAAUGGUAAUGUCACUCCUCCGAUGGCACCAAACGGCUCUCCGGUGAAACAACAAAGUCCUCAGACUCCAACGAGACCACCUCAGGCUCCAGCGCCUGCUGCCAUGAUGACUACCUUUAGCUCAAAGACUGUAUCGUCGACCCCUAAACGAUACAAGUGCACCAUAUGUCAAAAGAGAUUCACUCGGCCAAGUUCUUUGCAGACUCAUAUGUACAGCCACACAGGCGAAAAACCAUUCAAAUGUCCUGUGGAAGGAUGUGGACGUCAUUUCUCGGUGGUUAGCAAUCUGCGUCGCCAUCAAAAAAUCCACGCAGCUCCUCCAUAA
Messenger RNA from Ambispora gerdemannii, 1062 nucleotides. Lineage: Eukaryota; Fungi; Glomeromycota; Glomeromycetes; Archaeosporales; Ambisporaceae. The record is from the annotation of a GenBank genome assembly.